AAAUAACUUUUGGAGUUUAUUAAAUCAAUUAUAGAUAUGAUUGAUUAACUAAUAAUUUAUAUGUGCUAUUAUUUACAUUCAGUUUUUGUUUCCGCGACUGGGCACACAACUGGUUUGGUUUCACCUGAUAAAGUUUGUUCUAAAAAUCAUUUUAUUUAAGUUUUAACAUACCUGCUUGAUCCAUUUUUAUUUUUAAUAAUAAUCUAUUCAAUAAUAUUAUUUGUGAAUCCUUAGGGGAGACGCAGCCGUCCGUGUGGUCUCAAUAUUGAAGGGAAACUUAAAAUUUUCAUGGAAAAUGAUUUAAGAAGCAAAGCUACCUCAAUUUUUAAUAAUUUAAAUAGAUUCUUAAAUCUGCUUAACUUUAAGGACUCAAAUGAUCCCAGUUCAGACGUAUCAUCUAUCGCACAGCUCUCUGACUCCAAGUUCAGCCUAUCUGACCCAAAUAAUACUAAAAAUCUUGAAAAUUACUUAACAAACAUUCCAAAUGGAUUUUCAGACAACUUUAACCUAGAUUGUGACUUUAGUACCAUAGUUUAUGACAUUUUAUUGGAGGAGGAUGUUAUCGGAUUGGGCCUUAAACCUUCAUAUUACACAAAUUUGAGUAGAUUAGGCACUGAAGAUUCUUUGUUAACAUCUAAGAACUUGGAUUUACUUGAAGAAGAUGACCCUAAUAUUGACUACGAGCUGAUAAGUAACCUGAGUAGUGACGGUGGAGGAGACUCCGAUGAAGACUCGUUUCUUUGUUCUGUGGACUCAAACUUUGUUAAUUACACUUAUUGGUCUGUUGAAACAGGUGAAAAUGUAAGCUCUACCUCUAGACCCACAUAUUACAAUGCUAAAAAUUGUAAGGUGUCCCUACUUCAGGAGGCUGAAGCCUUUGUUGCAGAAGCUCUUUGGGGCUCUGAUAAUAAUCUAUUCAGGUUCACUCCCAGACACCUGUUGCUACAAUCAGCUCAAAUCGCAAAUAGAGCCUUUUUUGACCCUGACUAUCGCAAGUACUUACAACUCAAUUAUGUAUAACCUCUAAUAUUUACACUAUUA
Theileria parva strain Muguga is the source of this 1041-nucleotide messenger RNA. RefSeq lists its product as uncharacterized. The record is from RefSeq and is a predicted model, not a curated record. The coding region runs from base 289 to 1020 and encodes 243 amino acids. Lineage: Eukaryota; Apicomplexa; Aconoidasida; Piroplasmida; Theileriidae. The transcript has a single exon.